Messenger RNA from Acomys russatus (golden spiny mouse), 3409 nucleotides. RefSeq names its product diacylglycerol kinase iota (gene Dgki). Lineage: Eukaryota; Metazoa; Chordata; Mammalia; Rodentia; Muridae. The coding region runs from base 15 to 3236 and encodes 1073 amino acids. Gene Ontology annotation, cellular component: nucleus. The record is from RefSeq and is a predicted model, not a curated record. Gene Ontology annotation, molecular function: protein binding; ATP-dependent diacylglycerol kinase activity. The transcript is spliced from 34 exons. Gene Ontology annotation, biological process: lipid phosphorylation; regulation of synaptic transmission, glutamatergic; intracellular signal transduction.
CGGUGCAGCCGCGGAUGGAUGCUGCGGGAAGGGGCUGCCAUUUGCUGCCCCUGCCAGCGGCGCGCGGACCUGUCCGCGCUCCCGCCGCCUCCAGCGCCCUCAGCUCGCCCGGCCUCUGCAGCGGCACCUCCUCGGCUUCCUCCGCGGCCGCCGGAGCGGUCGCCAUGAACCCCAGCUCCUCGGCGGGAGAGGAGAGAGGGGCGACGGGCGGCAGCAGCAGCAGCGGAAGCGGCGCCGGGAGCUGCUGCCUGGGCGCCGAAGGCGGCGCUGACCCGCGGAGCGCAGGGGCUGCGGCGGCUGCUGCCCUGGAGGAGCCCGCGGCCGCCGGACAGAAGGAGAAGGAAGAGGCGCUAGAGGAGAAGCUGAGGGACUUAACUUUCCGGAAGCAGGUCUCUUACAGGAAAGCCAUCUCCCGGACAGGCCUCCAGCAUCUGGCUCCAGCACAUCCUCUCGGCCUUCCUGUGGCGAACGGUCCAGCGAAGGAGCCCAGAGCAACUUUGGACUGGAGCGAGAAUGCUGUGAAUGGGGAGCACCUAUGGUUGGAGACUAACGUCUCGGGCGACCUCUGCUACCUGGGGGAGGAAAACUGCCAAGUCCGAUUUGCAAAAUCUGCGCUCAGGAGGAAGUGUGCGGUCUGCAAAAUCGUGGUGCACACAGCCUGUAUUGAGCAGCUAGAGAAGAUUAAUUUCAGAUGUAAACCAACGUUUCGGGAAGGAGGCUCCAGAUCACCAAGAGAAAACUUUGUGCGUCAUCACUGGGUUCACAGGCGGCGGCAGGAGGGAAAAUGUAAGCAGUGUGGUAAGGGCUUCCAGCAAAAGUUCUCCUUCCACAGUAAAGAGAUCGUGGCCAUCAGCUGCUCUUGGUGCAAGCAGGCGUUUCACAAUAAGGUCACCUGCUUCAUGCUGCAUCAUAUCGAGGAACCCUGCUCCCUGGGGGCUCACGCUGCGGUUAUUGUCCCACCCACCUGGAUCAUUAAGGUGAAGAAACCUCAGAACUCCCUGAAGGCUUCUAAUCGGAAGAAGAAAAGAACAAGUUUUAAAAGGAAAGCCAGUAAAAGAGGAACUGAGCAGGAAAACAAAGGUCGCCCUUUUGUGAUCAAGCCUAUCUCCUCUCCUCUCAUGAAGCCUUUGCUUGUCUUUGUGAACCCAAAGAGUGGGGGCAACCAGGGAACCAAAGUCCUUCAGAUGUUCAUGUGGUACCUGAAUCCACGGCAAGUCUUUGAUCUUUCUCAGGAAGGGCCAAAAGAUGCGCUGGAGUUGUACCGGAAGGUGCCAAAUCUUCGCAUACUGGCCUGCGGCGGGGACGGAACGGUGGGCUGGAUCCUCUCCAUCCUGGAUGAGCUGCAGCUGAGCCCACAGCCUCCCGUGGGGGUGCUUCCGCUGGGGACUGGGAAUGACCUAGCUCGGACACUCAACUGGGGAGGGGGCUACACCGAUGAGCCUGUUUCUAAGAUCCUGUGCCAGGUGGAAGAUGGGACCAUCGUACAACUGGAUCGCUGGAACCUCCAUGUGGAGAGAAACCCCGACUUGCCACCCGAAGACCUUGAAGAUGGCGUGUGUAAGCUCCCUCUGAAUGUCUUCAAUAAUUACUUCAGCCUUGGGUUUGAUGCUCACGUCACCCUGGAGUUCCAUGAAUCCCGAGAAGCGAAUCCAGAGAAAUUCAAUAGUCGGUUUCGAAAUAAAAUGUUCUAUGCAGGGGCAGCUUUUUCUGAUUUCCUACAAAGAAGUUCUAGAGAUCUAUCCAAACACGUCAAAGUUGUCUGUGAUGGGACAGAUCUCACCCCAAAGAUCCAGGACCUGAAGUUCCAGUGUAUAGUAUUUUUAAAUAUUCCCAGAUAUUGUGCUGGCACAAUGCCUUGGGGAAACCCCGGAGAUCACCAUGACUUUGAACCCCAGCGCCAUGACGACGGCUACAUUGAAGUCAUUGGCUUCACCAUGGCCUCUUUGGCUGCCUUGCAAGUCGGGGGCCACGGAGAAAGGCUGCACCAGUGUCGGGAAGUGAUGCUCCUCACUUACAAGUCCAUCCCCAUGCAAGUGGACGGGGAACCGUGUAGGUUGGCGCCCGCGAUGAUUCGGAUCUCUUUGAGGAAUCAGGCCAACAUGGUACAGAAGAGCAAGCGGAGAACCUCUAUGCCUUUGCUCAAUGACAUUCAUCAGGUGCAAGCUGCGGACCUGCGGCGAGUGUCUGCUCCCCCCGGCUCCUUCACCAUUCCCCAGUCUGUCCCAGAUCGCCUGAGGAUCCGUGUGAACAAAAUCAGUUUACAAGACUACGAAGGCCUCCACUACGACAAAGAGAAGCUCCGGGAAGCCUCCAUCCCUCUGGGUAUCCUAGUUGUUCGUGGAGACUGUGAUUUGGAGACUUGUCGUAUGUACAUAGACCGCCUACAGGAGGACUUGCAGUCAGUUUCUUCUGGGUCACAGAGAGUUCAUUACCAGGACCAAGAAACCUCCUUCCCCAGGGCGAUCUCAGCCCAGAGGCUGUCCCCUCGGUGGUGCUUCCUAGAUGCAACUUCUGCUGACCGCUUUUAUCGGAUAGACAGAUCUCAGGAACAUUUGCACUUUGUGAUGGAGAUUUCUCACGAUGAGAUUUUUAUUCUGGACCCAGAUAUGGUGGUGUCACAGCAGGCAGGGACACCUCCAGGAAUGCCUGACCUGGUGGUUGAACAGGCUUCAGGGCUGUCGGACUGGUGGAACCCUGCCCUGAGGAAACGUAUGCUGAGUGACAGUGGGCUGGGGAUGAUCACACCCCACUAUGAGGACUCAGAUAUGAAAGAUUUCAGCCACUCCAGAGUGUUACAGUCACCAGUCUCUUCAGAAGAUCAUGCAAUUUUGCAGGCAGUGAUAACUGGUGACCUUAUGAAGCUCAUAGAAAGCUAUAAGAAUGGAGGCAGCUUGCUAAUUCAGGGACCAGACCACUGUUCACUCCUUCACUACGCAGCUAAAACUGGCAAUGGGGAGAUUGUGAAGUACAUCCUUGACCAUGGACCUGCAGAAUUAUUGGAUAUGGCAGACAGUGAAACGGGUGAGACUGCACUGCACAAGGCCGCCUGCCAACGGAACCGGGCUGUGUGCCAGCUUCUGGUGGACGCAGGAGCAUCUCUGAGACAGACGGACUCCAAGGGAAAGACACCCCAAGAACGAGCACAGCAGGCUGGGGACCCAGAUUUGGCUGCUUACCUAGAAAGCCGACAGAACUAUAAGGUCAUUGGCCAUGAGGACCUGGAAACGGCUGUUUGACCCUUGACCCUGGUAGACAGGCCGAAAGAACUCGAGCAAGCGUUAUCACCUACGCCCUCCCGGCCACUGGGCAGCUCCCCUGGAAGAAGCUAAUGGAAUCCAUAUGGGCCUCUCUCCUGCAAGGAUUAAACUGAGACCACACUACCAGGUUUUAAGGGCUACGGGGAUGUACA